Molecule: messenger RNA, 261 nt
Organism: Phytophthora nicotianae INRA-310
Lineage: Eukaryota; Oomycota; Peronosporomycetes; Peronosporales; Peronosporaceae
Exons: 2
Coding region: 1-261 (86 amino acids)
Source: RefSeq, a predicted model, not a curated record
AUGCCAUUGGCCAGAUUACCACCACGUCACACUCCGGACAUGAUGACUUUCUUGGCAACUUACGAGAUCGGAAAAGCAAAAUCACUAAUCAAGGACGAGGAUAUCAUGACCAAGGUCAAGGAGAGAUGCGAGAAGACAAACCGAGAUUAUCUCGCUAAUCCGUCAGCAUUAUUCACACAGCAGCUGAAGAUGGACCUUUCGCAGAUAACGGAUUUCACGAGUUUUUGGGUCGUGGAGCGAUCACGGAUGACGAUUACGUAG